Tarenaya hassleriana is the source of this 1886-nucleotide messenger RNA. Its product is annotated as molybdate-anion transporter-like. Gene Ontology annotation, cellular component: membrane. The coding region runs from base 160 to 1542 and encodes 460 amino acids. Gene Ontology annotation, molecular function: molybdate ion transmembrane transporter activity. Gene Ontology annotation, biological process: molybdate ion transport. The transcript is spliced from 8 exons. The record is from RefSeq and is a predicted model, not a curated record. Lineage: Eukaryota; Viridiplantae; Streptophyta; Magnoliopsida; Brassicales; Cleomaceae.
GGGUCAAAGGCUGAUCGCAUUUCCCCGUCAGUGAUCUUUUUUAAGAGCCGAGGACGAAGAUCUGAGACCGAAGAAAGAAGCAGUGGCUGUGACGCAAAACAGAUACUUCUCCCCACAAAUCUUAGCUACGGUCUUGGAUCCGUCGGAGUUUUUCCGACAAUGGAGGUGUUCUACUACAUGGUGUUCGGAGCUCUUGGCGUGUUUGUCGCCGCCAUGGAGCUCAGCAAGAACAAUAAGGAUCGGAUCAACACUUCUUCUGCUUUCAAUUCCUUCAAGAACAAUUACCUCCUCGUUUAUUCGCUCAUGAUGGCGGGAGACUGGUUGCAAGGUCCAUAUGUGUAUUACCUUUACAGUACUUACGGAUUUGGAAAAGGGGAGAUCGGACAGCUUUUCAUUGCUGGUUUUGGUUCCUCCAUGUUAUUCGGUACAAUCGUUGGAUCUCUGGCCGACAAACAGGGUCGUAAGAGAGCAUGUAUUACGUAUUGCAUUACGUACAUACUGAGCUGUAUCACCAAGCAUUCUCCUGAAUACAAAGUUCUGAUGAUAGGGCGUGUUUUGGGAGGCAUUGCCACUUCGCUUCUGUUUUCAGCCUUUGAAUCAUGGCUUGUUGCCGAGCACUUUAAGAGGGGUUUUGAUCAGCAAUGGCUAUCAUUGACUUUCUCAAAGGCGAUAUUUCUUGGAAAUGGUCUCGUUGCUAUCAUCGCUGGACUAUUCGGGAAUCUGCUCGUUGAUUCCUUUUCACUUGGCCCUGUGGCACCGUUUGAUGCUGCUGCAUGCUUCCUUGCCAUUGGAAUGGCUAUCAUUCUAUCAUCAUGGACAGAAAAUUAUGGCGAUCCUUCAGAAAACAAGGACUUGCUUACCCAGUUCAAGGGUGCUGCCAUGGCCAUUGCUUCUGAUGAAAAGAUUGCUCUUUUGGGUGCCAUCCAGUCACUUUUUGAAGGAUCCAUGUAUACAUUUGUAUUCCUAUGGACUCCUGCUCUUAGCCCAAACGACGAGGAGAUCCCCCAUGGAUUCAUUUUCGCGACAUUUAUGUUGGCUUCGAUGCUCGGAAGUUCCCUCGCGUCUCGCUUGUUGGCACGUUCAUCUCCCAAAGCGGAAAGCUACAUGCAGAUCGUCUUUGUUGUUUCCGCUGCCUCGCUCUUGCUCCCAAUAAUAAUGACUUUCUUUGUAGAGCCUUCAAAGGUGAAAAGAGGAGGAAUCUCUUUUUCCGGAUGCAUCCAGCUUCUAGGGUUCUGUAUAUUUGAGGCAUGUGUUGGAAUAUUCUGGCCAUCAAUCAUGAAGAUGAGAUCCCAAUACAUCCCGGAGGAAGCCAGAAGCACCAUCAUGAACUUCUUCCGCAUCCCCUUGAAUAUAUUUGUCUGCGUUGUUCUGUACAAUGUGAAUGCAUUCCCUAUCACCGUCAUGUUCGGAAUGUGCUCCAUCUUCCUCUUUGUUGCAUCUAUCCUUCAAAGGCGACUCAUGGUGUUAGCCGACAAACCAAAAUCUGGUGACUGGACACAGCUCAAGGAAAGGGACGCAGAAGAUGAGCCAUUGAACAUUUGAUGAAACACCAAAACGCAAACGCAAACGCCAUUUGAUUCCAUAUCACUUUGAUUUUUAAAGUUCAUUUUGAAGAUAAACGCUCUUGGAUGAUGCAGUAAGAGGGAAUCUAGGAGUUGAAGGUGAAAUGGUAAAGAGGCUCACACAAAAAAAAAAACAGAAAGGAUCAUAGGCGGCGGUGUUAGCGAAGCAGUAGUUUAUUUUAUGCAUACAUAUAUAUAUAUAUAGUUUUAAUGUUAUUGGCUAUUAUUGUGUGAAGUAGAUUCAAAGAACAUCGAAGCAUUACUACUCCAAAUCACAGAUGUUAUUCUUUGUCCUGAAAGCGAAGUUCUUUGUUCUGUCCUUUA